Molecule: messenger RNA, 534 nt
Organism: Pyricularia grisea
Lineage: Eukaryota; Fungi; Ascomycota; Sordariomycetes; Magnaporthales; Pyriculariaceae
Exons: 2
Coding region: 1-534 (177 amino acids)
Source: RefSeq, a predicted model, not a curated record
AUGGAACCCGAGAGUCUUGGGACUGCUGCCCGCUUCUAUCAAGUAUGUCUCGACGACUUUUGGGAGGUUUUCGCUCCGUGGUCUCGCCAGCUAACGCUACCAAACAGGCUGGCCUCGGAUAAAGAAGGCCGAACGCAUGGGCAUGAUAGGCUGACCCUCGGCGAGGUUAGGUGGCAAACGACCUCGACUUCGCAGACCAAGACAAUGCCAGCGGGGGGCCUUGACCUGCCUGGCACGUGCCCGGACGAUGCCUCCAAGUUCAAUGUCCUUGACGCGGUUGACAGGACUGGCAAAUUGGUAGCCGUUGGGGAGGUGCACCAGGCACAGCAGGCCGCCCCUGAUCGGCGACUGCAUAACCGCGCUUCAAAUGAUGCCCCAGAACCCGAAUAUAGCAAAAUAGAUAUUGAACUCUUCGGUCUGAUAGACUUUGGACUAUCCGACCGCCUUGUCAAAGGCCCGCACGCGCUCCUCGUUGGCCUUGACCGACUGAGAAAACCACAGGUCCGCCUCCAGCUCAACCUUGGCACCGUCUAA